AUGCCUUUAACAACCCCGGUCCUCACCGUGGACGCGGACAAUAUUCACAAAGUGGAUACCGCCAACGCUCAGAGUCUUCAUGGAAUGUGGAUGGUUUUUUCAAAAUGUGCCGAUUACAUGGACCAAGGCCGUCGACUUGAAAACCUCAGUUGGCGGCUGUGGACCCGCGAAACCUUCUGCGUCGAGCCUGAGAAGUCCAACAGCACUUCCGCCCUACCAUUACUACGUUCUGAAGCUGGCGAUUUGCCUGAGUUGUCUGCCAGUGUUGAGUCGGCUGCAUCCGAUCAAGCAGAGCGGAUCGAAGCUCACAUCAAGCGUCCCAAGUUCAAUGACUACCGACCUGCUGUCGUUCGCGAAGACUCAUUGGCCAGCCUCGGCCGUGGCAAGGAGAAGCACAUCACCUCGUUGGAUUUGGAGCGCAUGGUCCUGAACAUUAAAGAGAAGAAACAGCUGGAGCCAAUGUCUCCUCCAGUCGAGCCCGCUGCACCCGUCGUCGACAUUACUCCCCGCCCAUCGACUCCUACUCCCACCCCUCCCUCCGUCUCGACUGCUCGCCGCGUUCCUCACUUCUCUGUCCGACCGACCCCAUACCCGCAUGAGUCCACAGAGUCGUGCUCGACCACAGCCCCCGAGGGCAACGAGAGCGACACUGCACAGCUCAACGCGUCUGAUACCAGCGUCUCAUCCUCCGGCAUCCUUCCCAGCCGACCUGAGUUGAUCAAGUCUCCCAGCAUCGUCCGUGGUUUUUCGCCAUCACAUAUCUCUUCUUCAUUCCGAUCACAGCCGAGGCUGUCUAUUGACCCUAGUCCUUCCUGUUCUGCUACGCAGCUGAAGCCAUCGCCAUUGAAGAAGAGGGGAGGUGGCAUGUUUACGUUGGGUGGUUCCUCUGGAGAUGACGACGAAAGCUCCUUUGAAGAGCGCAUGGCUCCUCAGGUGGCCCAUGAGAACGCGACCGGUGGCGGAUUGAAGCCCAGAACCAGCGAUCCGAAAUCUACGAAAAAAACCGCUUCCUUCAGUAAUCAAGUCUCUUCUCACAUCAUCCCCAAUUCGAAGGAUAUCAGCCAAUCCGACGAGGACGCCAUUGAGACUGACGACGAAGUUUCGGAAAGUGCAAUUGAGGAUGAAGAUUCUGAUUGGGAAGACUCCGUCACGGAAGGAGGCGAGUCUAGCGUGGAUGAACGUGGAGAGAUGUUCCAGCGGGUCGAUUCCCGACCCAACCUUGUUUCGCGGCGCUCGAUGCUCACUAUGAUGAUGCACCAGCCGUCGCGCAUGCAGGGCAACGCAUUCCGGUCCAGUCCCGCACUUCAACGAUCGCGGUUGACCUCACCCAGCGGUCCAUCGAUUCCCAAGUCGCCUCCGGAUAACGAAGAGGAAAGCCUGACUAUGCGUGGCCCCGAGGUUCCCAGAUCGAAGCCCAUCGUUAUGAACAACAAUGGUUCACAGUGUAUGGCGCACUCGCCACGAACAACCCGCCGCAACAUGCUUGCCACCGAAUUGACCGAGUCUCUCCGCCGACACCUCCUCUGGGAACGCCAGCAGAAGAGCGCUACUGCGAAUGCUUUCCUCAAGCGUCGCCAUACCGCCCACGACGUGAAGAAUCUCCAAGAUUAUCCUAAUCCUAAGGGUCCCCACAAUGAAGUCGGGCCGGAUCAAUCCAGUGCUGAGGCAGAGAUGAACGCUGACCUAGGCAAGAAUGGCUCCUGGACGAACUACACCACUGACUACGGUCCAUGGGAAUAUCAUGUGAAGGGAUGGUAG
This is a messenger RNA of Penicillium bovifimosum, 1758 nucleotides long. RefSeq lists its product as uncharacterized. Gene Ontology annotation, biological process: negative regulation of transcription by RNA polymerase II; mitochondria-nucleus signaling pathway; regulation of nitrogen utilization. Bases 1 to 1758 code for a protein of 585 amino acids. The transcript has 2 exons. The record is from RefSeq and is a predicted model, not a curated record. NCBI's taxonomy places the organism in Eukaryota, Fungi, Ascomycota, Eurotiomycetes, Eurotiales, Aspergillaceae. Gene Ontology annotation, cellular component: cytoplasm.